This is a messenger RNA of Kuraishia capsulata CBS 1993, 714 nucleotides long. RefSeq lists its product as uncharacterized. Gene Ontology annotation, molecular function: pyridoxal phosphate binding. Bases 1 to 714 code for a protein of 237 amino acids. The transcript has a single exon. Gene Ontology annotation, cellular component: intracellular anatomical structure. NCBI's taxonomy places the organism in Eukaryota, Fungi, Ascomycota, Pichiomycetes, Pichiales, Pichiaceae. The record is from RefSeq and is a predicted model, not a curated record.
AUGAGUUUGACGUAUACUGCAGAAAGGGCAUCAGAGCUGAUUUCCAAUGCGGACACCAUUAAGAAGGAGGUGGAAAGCCUGAGUGCAGGAAGAACCAGAUUAGUGUGCGUUUCAAAGCUGAAGCCAGCUAGUGAUAUACAAGCAUUAUAUGACGUUGGAUAUCGCCACUUUGGUGAAAAUUAUGUCCAGGAGUUGAUUGAGAAGGCCAAGGUGCUUCCUGGUGACAUAGAGUGGCAUUUCAUUGGUGGACUCCAAACCAACAAGUGCAAAGAUCUAGCCAAGAAUGUGGUCAACUUGUAUGCUGUUGAGACGAUUGAUAGCGAGAAAAAAGCCAAAAAGCUCAAUGACACUCGUGCCGAAGACCUUCCCGUGAUCAACGUUUAUAUCCAGGUUAACACCUCCGGCGAAGACCAGAAGAGCGGCGCUGCUCCAGAUGAAUGUGAAUCUUUGGCCCAGACGAUUCUGACGGGGUGUCCCCGUCUUUCUCUCGAAGGACUCAUGACAAUUGGUUCUUUUGGUGCUUCAACAUCACAGGGCGAGAACCAAGACUUCAAGACUCUGGUCGAAGUGCAGAAGAAACUGGAGUCUAAAUUCGGUAUUUCACUCAAGUUAUCUAUGGGAAUGAGUGCUGACUAUAAGGAGGCCAUUCGCCAAGGUUCGACGAGUGUUCGUGUUGGCAGUGAUAUCUUUGGUGCUCGUCCGGUCAAACAGUGA